Messenger RNA from Condylura cristata (star-nosed mole), 1362 nucleotides. RefSeq names its product glial cells missing homolog 2 (Drosophila) (gene GCM2). Gene Ontology annotation, cellular component: nucleus. The transcript is spliced from 5 exons. NCBI's taxonomy places the organism in Eukaryota, Metazoa, Chordata, Mammalia, Eulipotyphla, Talpidae. The record is from RefSeq and is a predicted model, not a curated record. The coding region runs from base 1 to 1362 and encodes 453 amino acids. Gene Ontology annotation, biological process: gliogenesis; regulation of transcription by RNA polymerase II. Gene Ontology annotation, molecular function: RNA polymerase II cis-regulatory region sequence-specific DNA binding; DNA-binding transcription activator activity, RNA polymerase II-specific.
AUGGCCCUGGACGCGCUACCCAGGGUGGCCCCGGGGCCUCCGGGGCUGAGGCUCAGCUGGGAUAUCAACGACCCACAGAUGCCUCAGGAGCCCAUCCUCUUCGACCGCUUCUGCGAGUGGCCGGAUGGCCACGCGCGCCUGGUGUACCCCGCGGACGAGCAGCGCGCGCAGCGCCACCUCAGCGGCUGGGCCAUGCGCAACACCAACAACCACAAGGGCCGCGUGCUCAAGAAGUCCUGCCUGGGCGUUGUGCUGUGCGCGCGGGGCUGCGUGCGCCCGGAUGGCUCCCGCCUGCACCUGCGCCCCGCCAUCUGCGACCGCGCGCGGCGCAAGCAGCGGGAGAAGCUCUGCCCGGGCUGCCAGUCCGCUCUGGAGUUUGUGCCUUGCCGGGGGCACAGCGGAUACCCCGUGACCAACUUCUGGAGACUCGACGGCGACAGGAUAUUUUUUCAGGCCAAGGGCGUCCACGACCACCCUCGGCCAGAGAGCAAGGCGGAGACGGAAGCCCGGAGGAGCGCGGUCAGGAGGCAGGCGCCCUGCCUGUUCCGGUCCCAGAGGAGGAGGGCACGGGGCGCAGAGGUAGGAGGGAGUCCUGCCUCCCUUGGCCCCGCGGCCCUGGCCGCCGAGAAUGUCCCAGACGCAGGCUUCCCACUGCCCGGGCAGCCUUGCUUCCCCACAGACACGGAGGCCGACACCGCUCCUUGUGGCCUCACCGCUCUGCCCGGCCACCUGUCGCCGCCCUUCCAGAGACACCCAGACCCGACUGUCUAUCUGCCAUGGACCCCAUGCAGCUACGAGCCGGCAGACCCCCAUCCCUUACGCAUGGGCCCAGCCCCUGCCCCCUGCAGGGGUCCCCUCAGCGCCACUCCCUGGGAGACAGGCGGGUCCGGCGGGUGGGAGUGCCAUGAGGAAGCCACCCACAGACAUCCCGGCUGGAGGCCGGCUCCCAGGGACGGGACUGCGGCCGCCCACCCUGACCGGCACCCAGAACCCUGCAGGUGUUUCCCGGGGCCUCCCGCAGGGGCCCCCGGGCUGCAGACGGUGGCCACUGCCCAUGUGUCCUGCCAGGCCUUCCAGCCCUGGGAGCCCGCACCGGCAGGGGCCAGCCUGUGGGGCUGGGCCUGUGCUCCAGGGACCAUCCCGCGGGCCCUCCACCCAGAGGCCUCAGACCUGCUGGCCACUCUGGGCAGGGGGCUCUCUCCUCAGGAAGCCCCAGGGGGGCCUGGGGCCAGCAGAGGGGCCUGGACUUUGCCCCAGGAGCCAGCUACCCCCAGGAUGGCCAGAGCGGAGACCUGGGGCUCUGCUCUCUGCCUCGGGGAGCCCAUCCACCUGCUCGCAGGCUACGACUGCCAGGAAGUCUGA